Molecule: messenger RNA, 2391 nt
Organism: Schizophyllum commune H4-8
Lineage: Eukaryota; Fungi; Basidiomycota; Agaricomycetes; Agaricales; Schizophyllaceae
Exons: 7
Coding region: 1-2391 (796 amino acids)
Source: RefSeq, a predicted model, not a curated record
AUGUCCUUUCCCGACUCAGGCUCGUAUUACACUUUUCAUCUCGACCCAGUCGCCUCCCUGCAGGACAUCGAGGACGAGGAAGUCAUCGAGGCCGCUCGUGAGAUACAGACGAACGUAUAUGUGGCCUGCACUAUUGGGAACGUUGGUGUCCCCCAACCCCCGCCGGCUUACGAAGUGGCAACCAUCUCUCUCGUCCAGAAAGGGCUCCCAGCUGACAACGCGGGAGACUUCUUCGAGUCUCGGAUGUGUGUUCCCAUUCGACCGAAUACCCAACACCCGGAGGGCCGCAGGCCGGCUUAUUGCUGCCACCCACUGCUUUGGGAUGGAUGCUAUCAUGCCGCGCGUACGGACGUACGCAUCAGAACGAAGAAUCGGCCUAUCAAUCCUCCUCACUCUCUGAGUCCUGCCGAACGUGUAGCACUCAGUUCUUUUCUCAGGGAUGAUGAGGAACGAAGAGAGUGCCUGCGCGACUGUGCAGCGAAAGGACUUCCUCCUCCUCCCGCUGCUCCUAGCGGCAUGGCGCUCGCUAGUGCUCAGGGCGCCGACAGAGAGAUUUCCGACGUUCCUUACUGGCAAAUCCUGGCCGCAGAGGAAGAGGCCGAGCGUCUUGCUUGGGGAGACGUCGACAGUGCGUAUUCCGAGUCCGAGGCCACUGGUUACUCGGGUGAGGGUGACGACGCGUCUUCGGCUGGCUCGUCGCAUACCGGUGGUGACGCAGAGGGUGGCGUCGCAAUGGACGCUCAAGCUGCCAACGCUAUUGCCGAGGUCGAGGACGACAUUCUCGCUGCCCUCACCUACCGCGCGGACCUGGGCAACACCUCGCCGGUCAUUGUACCGCUUUCCUACGACUUGAGCACCUUGCCCGCGCCUCCUUCGCCUACUGGAUUCAUGGAGGAGUUGAGCGCAAUCAGGAAGAUACGGUCGGACUACGAAGAACGCGUCCGACGGCUCAAAGAAGAGGUCCAGCGCCGCGACGACGAGUACAUGGCGAGCAUUCAGGCCCGCCGUACCGAAGAGCCUUCGGUACAGUCCAAGCGGCCGCUCCUCGGAGGUUUCGUGCCAUUCACAAACAAAGUGAAGGCGCGCCUGGGUGCCGACUCCUUCUUCCGUACUCUCAUCACUGCUGCAAACAUGUCUUUCCCUGAUAACGGCGCGUAUUAUACUUUCCAUCUGGACCCUGUCGCCUCCCUGCAGGAUAUCGAGGACGAGGAAGUCGCCGAGGCCGCUCGCAAGCUAUCACCCCAGGCUUAUGUAGCCUGCACGAUCAAGACCAUGGGCGCCCCCCAACUCCCCCCAGCGUACGAAGUCGCGACUAUCGCUCUCGUUCAGCAGGGCCUCCCGCCUGAUAGUCCUGGGGAAUUCCUUGAAUCGCGAAUGUGUGUUCCCAUUCGACCCAACACCCAACACCCAGACGGCCGUCGACCUGCUCACUGCUGCCAUCCGCUGCCUUGGGAUGACUGCUAUCAUGUCUCUUUGCACAGCACCCGCGUGCGAGUCAGGACCGACUGUCGAGACGAGGAUCCUCCUUACUCGCUGGGCUCUCCCGAGUGUGUGACGCUCAGGUAUAUGUUUCAAGACGAUGAGCAGCGCCGAGAACUCCUGCGCGAUUGUGCAGCAAAGGGCAUUUCACCACCGCCCCCUGCUCCUAGCGACAUGACGCUCGCCUGCAUUGACGGUGCAGACAGGGAGCGUUCAGAUACUCCUCACUGGCAGAUAUUGGCUGCUAGGCGGGCGGAGCGCCUCGCUAAACCUCCCCUCCCGCUGCACGUUGAGAUUGACGAAGAUUGGGACGCUGAGACCGACUACUCCGAUGCCAGUGACUACUCAGAAGGUGGGAGCGCCAACCUCGGCAACCCGCCACCUGCUUCUGGUCCGACCCAUACCGUGAAUGAGGCACACGAGGACGAAGCGACGAACACGCCGGUUCCGCUGGUCGACAACACCGCGGACGGCGACAACGAUCUACUCGCUCUCUUCACUCAACGCGCUGACUCAGGUGAUGUGUCCCCGGUUAUCGUGCCUCUUUCCUACGACCUGAGCACUCUCGCCGCACCGCCUUCGCCGACCGGGUUUAAGGAAGAGCUAAGCGCCAUCAGAAAGAUACGAGCGGAUUACGAGGAACGUAUGCGACGGCUGAAAGACGAGGUCCGCCGCCGCGACGACGAAUACUACACGGCAGCCAUCGAGGCGCGUCGUAAUGAGGCCCGUCCGACGCAAUUUAAAAGGUUGAUCCCCUCAAGUUUCGUGCCCCUCAUCGGCAGGAUGAAGGCUCGCUUCUGCUCUCUGCGCCACAUAUCUGCAUACUCUGCGAGGAAAUCAUUUUCGAAAGUGAAGCCGAAGAAGCUGGAAUUGCUGAUCUCCUCGUCUACUUGGAGGAAUUCGAGGAUGUGA